AUGGGCCGGCCGUUGUUGGUCUUUGUUUUCGUCGCGUUGCUGGCAGCGGUGGCCGCCAAGAAAGCCGUAAAGCCUCCGCCAGCCCCGUACGCUCCGGAGUGCCGCAUCGACGAGCCGGACCUUUUCAAGGAGGCCGACCCGUCUCAGGUCCCGUGGUUCACCAUCGACCUCGAUGCCCCGGCCAAGACCCGAUAUGCCCAGAUCGCUCGCGUCUACAAGGACCAGAUCCCGCCAGUUCUUGAUGUGUUGCGUCAAAUGGUCGCUAUGAUCGUCGGAGAUCUUCCGCUUUUCGAGGUCCUCGAGUCGUUCUUCCGAGACGCAUUUGAGGGUGGACGCUACCCUCAGCCGUACAGAGAUGAGAUUCAGGGAAUCGCCGAUGCCUCCGGUGUCCCCGUUGAACAAAUCGCGAUGAUGAACGUCUUCUACGAAUUGUCCCGUUAUUGCACAUCCAUCGUUGCCGAGGACGCCACCGGUGGAAUGUGGCAUGGACGUAACCUCGACUUCGGCCAACUCUUUAUCUGGGACGUCAAGGAUCAGUCCUGGGGGCUGACUGAGGCCUUGAAGAAGGUCACCAUCAACCUUAAUUUCAUCAAGAAUGGAAAGCUGAUGUAUAAGGGAACGACUUUUGCUGGACAUACCGGAAUUAUCACUG
Messenger RNA from Mesorhabditis spiculigera, 652 nucleotides. Lineage: Eukaryota; Metazoa; Nematoda; Chromadorea; Rhabditida; Rhabditidae. The record is from the annotation of a GenBank genome assembly.